AUGGGCCUUCGGGGAACGAUUUCUGCACUUUUAUUGCUUAUUCCAAGCAUUCUAGUGCAGGCAACAAACUCCAAUGACACUUUUUACCUGUUGGCAGUGACAUCCAAGACUGUAGGCGGCACUACAGAAACGUUUUGCGUCACGGUCAUUCCCUCUGAAUGUGUUUCUAUAGAAGUCACCCUGGAGUACAACCAACACAACCGCCUCACUCUUCUGAAGGAAGAUUUUAUACAACAAGAUUACCACCUGUGUGUCCCUUUCCAGGUUCCUGUUGUAAGUGUUGACACAGUGGCAUCCAUACGUGUUUAUAUUAAGGGAAUCAAAACAGUCCUGAACAAGACAACAGAGAUCCUCAUCACACCUCCAACAGAACUGAACAUCAUCGAGACAGACAAACCCGUCUACAAACCUGGACAAACAGUGAUGUUCCGCAUUGUUUCUCUGGACACCAACUUCCUCACCCACAAUCAGAUGUUCCUGACCAUAGAAAUCCAGGACCCAAACUCAAACCGCAUCGGCCAGUGGAUGAAAGUCACCACACACAGCGGUCUUCUGGAUCUGUCGUAUCCCAUAAACUCUGAGGCCAUGGAAGGAUUUUAUCUAAUCACCGCCCGGGAUGAGAAAAACAACCCUGUCACACGAACGUUUGAAGUCAAGGACUACGUUCUGCCAAAAUUUGAAGUGACAGUGACGUUUCCUUCAGUCAUGACCAUCCUGGAAACAAAUGCCGUACUGAAAGUGUGUGCAAACUAUACUUAUGGAAAGCCGGUGAAUGGGACGGUGACGGCCACCAUCUGCCGUAACAGUUACAGGAAUUGGUUUCUUCCGACAGGAGCUACACCACUACCAAACAUUUGCAGGAGUUAUAAAACAGAGACUGACGCGUCGGGCUGUGGAGAGCGCGUCCUUAAUCUGAUGGACUUUGCCUUAACCGAUUCACGCUAUGAAAGUGUAAUCACAGCUCAAUGUGAGGUGGAGGAACAUGGAACAGGUGUGAUUCUGACUGGUUCGGCCAGAUCUUCUAUAACAACUAAUAUCAUCACACUUUCAUUUGCGGAUUCACCAACAACGUUUCGGCUCGGAAUGACUUACGAAGGAAAAAUUCAAGCGACCGAUCCAAAGUCGAAUCCUAUUAAAAGCAAAGUAGUGAUUCUGACUGUAAGUUACAGUACUAAUAUAAAAACAGUCCAGAAGCUGAUUACAAAUACUAAUGGGAUCGCAGAGUUCACCCUCAGCACAGAAUCCUGGGGUUCGAAUACAAUCAGUUUACAGGCUCAGUAUGAAACGACUGACACACCAGCAACAGGUGGGACAAAUCAGCUCAAACCCUACUACCCCACUGCAUCCCUCUCCCUCCAGCCUUUCUACUCCAAGAGCCAGAGUUUUAUUAAGUUGAACAGCAGCUCGAAGGCUUUCAGCUGCAAACAAAAUGGCGUCAUCGGGGCUCAGUACAUGAUACACAACAGCGCACUCAGACCGAACCAGAAUACCUUAUCCUUCUUCUACAUGGUGAUAAAUAAAGGACAAUUGGUUCAACGAGGGCAAAUCAUAGAAAACCUCGACCACGGAACAGUGCACAAGGGCAAUCUGGUGGUGACUCUUCAGAAGAUGCAAAAAGUGACGCCAGUUGCUCAGGUGGUCCUGUACACAGUCCUUCCAAAUGGCGAGGCAGUGGCAGACAGCAAGAACUUCCCCAUUGAGCUGUGUUUGGCUAACGAGGUCUCUCUCAAGUUUUCAUCUUCUCCUGAGCUCCCUGGUGGUCAAACGUCACUGACCCUGAAAGCUGCUCCAGGUUCGCUGUGUUCAGUGAAGGCGAUCGAUCAGAGUCUACUGCUGCUGCAACCAGAGAAGGAGCUCAACAUCCAAUCUGUGUUCAACAUGCUGCCUUUCCAGACGUUAUCAGGAUAUCCGUACAACAUCAAUGAUGAGCACGUGAACACAUGCGGGCCGAGCCCACUCAUCAAGAAUAUCGCAUUGAUUCGUUUACCUCCGAACCCUGGAAAGGUGGAUGUGUACAACAUGUUUAAAGGUGUUGGAAUUAAAAUCCUCACCAACGCAGACGUAAAUAAACCUUCAAACUGCGUGCCCGGCAUCCUGUCCAUGAGUGCUAAUAGAGUUUCCAAAGAUGUACAACCUGUUGCCAUGGCUGCACCUCUUGCCCCCAUCAAUGACGCAUCAGCUGCCCCAACUUCAAGUUCAAACCAACCGGUCGUUACUGUCCGCACAUAUUUCCCAGAGACAUGGAUCUGGGAUCUUGUUCCAGUCAGUGACUCUGGAGUGACGGCCAUUAAUAAAACAGUCCCGGACUCCAUCACUACGUGGCAUGCUGGAGCGUUUUGCACGUCACCUAUCGGGUUCGGAGUCGCCCCGAGCGCUGAGCUCACCGCCUUCCAGCCGUUCUUCGUGAGCCUCACCAUGCCGAGCUCCGUCAUCCGGGGGGAAGUGUUCACGCUUAAGGCCACCAUCUUCAACUACCUCCAGAGCUGUAUGAUGGUGAAGGUGACUUUGGCUCAGUCAAAGCAGUUCUCAGUGCAAGUGUGUGUAGGCUGCAGUUAUACACAAUAUCUGUGCGCCGAUGAGAGCUGGACCUUCUCCUGGACCUUCACAGCACUGGUUCUGGGUAAGGUAAGCAUCAAUGUGACAGCGGAGGCUGUGCAGUCUACGAGUCUGUGUAGCAAGAGUCCAGUUACAGUCCCAGAGAAAGGACGCAUUGACACGAUCAUUAACACACUCCUAGUCAAGCCUGAAGGAAAGAAAGUGUAUACAACCUUCAACAUGCUUCUCUGCCCACAAGAUGGUACAGCGGAGGAGAAGAUCUCACUAACCCUGCCUGCGGUAUACGUGGAAGGUUCAGCUACGGCCUCGGUCUCUGUGCUGGGAGAUCUGAUGGGCCGCGCCCUACAGAACCUGGCGAGUCUCCUGGCCAUGCCGUACGGUUGUGGGGAGCAGAACAUGCUGAACUUCGCCCCUAACAUCUUCAUCAUGAAGUACCUGCAGAGCACCAACCAGCUCACACCGGCCGUCAGGAGCACGGCCAAUAACUACCUCGUGAACGGGUAUCAGAGAGAGCUGAACUACAAGCACACUGAUGGAUCUUACAGUGCGUUUGGGAUGAGCGAUCCUUCAGGAAACACAUGGCUGACGGCGUUCGUGAUGAAGUCUUUUGGAAAUGCGAGACCGUUCAUCUUUAUUGAUGGGGCGGUUUUGGAUCAGGCGAAGGCGUGGCUCGGUCGACAGCAGCAGGCGGACGGCUGCUUCGCCUCAGUGGGAAAACUCAUCCAUACCAACAUGCAGGGAGGAGUGAAUGAUGCGGUGACUCUAUCAGCAUACGUAACCGCUGCAAUGAUGGAGCUCGACUACACGGUUACAGAUCCCGUGGUGAACAAGAGUCUUACGUGCCUGAGGAACGCGUGCCCUAAGGUGUCCUCCACCUACACCAAGGCUCUCCUCUUCUACACCUUCACCCUCGCUAGAGAUCAGGGGAUGAGAAGCUCACUCAUGACAGAUCUGGGCUCACAAGCCAUAAUUUCAGCGGAUGGACGGCACUGGAGCAAUGCAAAUGAUAAGUCAGUGAAGAACUCCUUGGGGGUGGAGAUAACCUCGUAUGUGCUCCUGGGUCUGAUGUCUGGACCAGUGAUUGCUUGGUUCGAUGUGGGUUACAGCGCCAGCAUCGUCCACUGGCUUUCUCGGCAGCAGAACUCCUUUGGGGGCUUCGAAUCUACACAGGACACCGUGGUGGCUCUCCAGGCUCUGGCGAAAUACAGUCUGGCCACCUACAGUCCACAAGGAGCCUUAACUGUCACUGUAACGUCACCGUCAGGGCUGAAGAACACGUUUAACAUCACUCAGAGUAACAGACUGCUGUAUCAGGAGGCUCAGCUGCAGGAGGUUCCUGGAAAUUACAGCGUCAAUGCCAAAGGACAAGGCUGUGUGUACGUGCAGUUUUCUCUGCAGUACAACAUCCCUCCUCCACCCGACCAAUCUUUAUUCACCAUCUCAGCCUCAGCUUCUGGAAACUGCAAGGUCCAAAAUCCAUCCCUGUUACUGACCGUUACAGUCACGUAUAACGGCCAACGCUCUGAGACCAACAUGGUGAUCAUUGACAUCAAGCCUCUUUCUGGAUUCAGCCUGAAGAAGACGUCUGUACAUCUCAUGAACAGCACUACCAAUUCUAAUGGAGCUGUGAAACGUGUGGAUCAAAGAGAUGGGGACACAUUCAUCUAUCUGGAUGGACUGACACGUGGGGAGAAGAAGGUGUACACCAUGACCAUCGUGCAGGACAUUGUAGUGAACAACCUGAAACCAGCUGUUGUGACGGUGUACGACUACUACGAGACCAAUGAGAAAGCUGUAACAGUGUACACCUCUCCAUGUGUGGCUCAGUGAGAGUCUCGAGAGACGUUUUCUUCUCCAGAUGACUAUUUCAUGGGAAUUCUCCACUAAAGUUCAGCAACUUUUAUUAAUCAAAAUAUUUCUGGUUUAAAAUAGUGGACUAUUUCUCUCUAACAUUCUGCAUAAUCUACUGCAUAAAUCAUUUACAGAUUAAAUGUCACUUUACAAGAAUAUACAAGUUGUAUGAGGAGAUCAGACAGAUCACCAUAAUAAUUGUGUUUUGAUGAACUUGGAAGAUGACAACCUUAAUGAAAAUCUAAACUAACCAUGAUGUAUUUGUAAUUACUGAUCACACAUGAGUGUAGAAUGUUUUUACAAGUCAAACCUGGUUCCUCUUAUUCCUCUCUCUCUCUCUCUCUCUCUCUCUCUCUCUCUCUCUCUCUGUUUGAAGAUUGAUCUAAACCUGUUGAUGAAGAUAGGUUUAAAUGCAGAUACACAUUAAAUGCCAUAUGCUGCGAUCUGACCAGAAUAAAAGAAAAAUCUCAUUA
Clarias gariepinus (North African catfish) is the source of this 4880-nucleotide messenger RNA. RefSeq names its product alpha-2-macroglobulin-like protein 1. Bases 1 to 4386 code for a protein of 1461 amino acids. The transcript is spliced from 35 exons. The record is from RefSeq and is a predicted model, not a curated record. Gene Ontology annotation, cellular component: extracellular region. Lineage: Eukaryota; Metazoa; Chordata; Actinopteri; Siluriformes; Clariidae. Gene Ontology annotation, molecular function: endopeptidase inhibitor activity.